AUGGACGACGAGCCUACCCCCUCCGAACGUCAGGCUAUGCGGUCGUAUCGAAGCGGCAGUAGCAGCAGCACACGAACUUCUAAGCGCAGCGGCAGACGACACGGCAUUUUCUCGAGGAAGGCGUAUCGCGAUCCGGUGGUCAGUGCAAAGGCUAGGAUCAGUUUCGCCUUUGGUGUUGCCUUGUUGGUUGCUCUGGUAAUCUAUCUGGUCCUUGCUGCUACCGGUGUCGCGAAGAAUACCAUGUUUCAUGUGAUAUCGAUCCUUUUCCUGUUGACGUUGAUGGGGAUUUUUGUCCAUCAACUGCUCCGCACGUUCAUGCUCAUUCGACACCCAAGAAGAUCGAGGCACCGAACAACACCCGGAUCAAGACGCGGGCAUGCAAGGGAUCGUCCUAGAACCCGACGACACCGCACCCGUAAACCUGCUGAACAAGAGCUAGUCCCUGAAAAACCGAUUCCGAUACACAUGGCCUCUGACACAGGCUUCGGCCCAGACCUGGAAGCUCAGCCAAUUAUUCAACAACCACCACCUGUAUACGGAAAUUUUCGAACCAGCAUGAGGAUAAAUCCCGACUUGGUCCACUGGAAAGAAAUCCAGACCAAAACACCAUCGCCUCUAACACCGACAUAUAAUGAGGCAAUGAACCAAAUUCACCGGACCAUGGGAUAUCGACCACCAAGCUACAUAUCCGAGAGUGGGGUUACCGAAGUUGUUGAGGCGCAGAGAAGGGAUGUAGAUGCUGCGUUGGAAAACAUCCAUCCACUCGAACGCGAACGAAUGAGAAAUUUGGCUGCCGAAGCACUCGAAGGACAUAGCCACACAUAA
Messenger RNA from Cladophialophora carrionii CBS 160.54, 825 nucleotides. RefSeq lists its product as uncharacterized. The record is from RefSeq and is a predicted model, not a curated record. Bases 1 to 825 code for a protein of 274 amino acids. Lineage: Eukaryota; Fungi; Ascomycota; Eurotiomycetes; Chaetothyriales; Herpotrichiellaceae. The transcript has 2 exons.